This is a messenger RNA of Fusarium fujikuroi IMI 58289, 393 nucleotides long. RefSeq names its product related to cupin domain protein. Lineage: Eukaryota; Fungi; Ascomycota; Sordariomycetes; Hypocreales; Nectriaceae. The record is from RefSeq and is a predicted model, not a curated record. Bases 1 to 393 code for a protein of 130 amino acids. The transcript has 2 exons.
AUGGCAGACAGUUCUGAGAACGAUAGCAAUCGCCCUCGCGAAAAUGUCAAGAUCCUCUACGACUACGAACUUACCAACGCACCCGGCAAGUCCAUCGUUGGUAUCGAGGUCCACUAUGGUCCUGGCGGAUGGACACCUCCGCAUACUCACUCUGGUGCAACUGUUGCCGCCACUGUGAUCAAGGGUCAACUCCUCAGCGGGAUGAAUGGUAACCCGCCCAAGGUGUACCAUGCGGGCGAGAGCUUCCGCGAAUAUCCUGGAUGCCAUCACACCGUCAGCAAGAAUCCCAGUGGAACUGAGGACACCACUUUCAUUGCUGUGAUGGUCAUUGAUACUGAGGUUGUGAAGAAGGGAUAUCAGAACCUGAUUGUUUUGGACAAGGAAUGGGAAUAA